This is a messenger RNA of Hydractinia symbiolongicarpus, 1845 nucleotides long. RefSeq names its product alpha-(1,3)-fucosyltransferase C-like. Gene Ontology annotation, molecular function: alpha-(1->3)-fucosyltransferase activity. Bases 161 to 1318 code for a protein of 385 amino acids. Gene Ontology annotation, cellular component: membrane. The record is from RefSeq and is a predicted model, not a curated record. The transcript is spliced from 2 exons. Lineage: Eukaryota; Metazoa; Cnidaria; Hydrozoa; Anthoathecata; Hydractiniidae.
CUUUUUCUUAGGACUAUGUAAACUAUAGUCAAAAUUCAACAAUCCUGGACGCACUACCAAUAUAGAAGAACUCAAUAUCUAACUUGACCUGCGGCGAUAGGAAAAUUCAAUAUGGUAUCCAUGCUGCGUUGUUAAUUCUUCGAAUUUACAGAAAAAAGCCAUGAAUAGGAGAAAAUCAAUGUGUCUAUUGUUCGGGUUGAUCAUAUUUGUCUCAGUAUACAAUCACCUUGACCAUUUAGUUGAUACAUUUUACUAUUUAAAAAAUGAGUUUUGUUUUGAAGGCGAUGAAAUUUUUCCUACGGAAUUUCCUCCCAAAUCAACUCAGAAGACAAACACAACUCGUGUUUUACUUUACACAAACUUUUUCAACGAUAAAUAUUGGCCGUAUUUCCAAAAUAGUUAUCACUUUAACCCCAAGUGUGGAUGUAACUUUACAAAAUUCGAACUUGUGCACGAUAGAACAACAUUUUUAGAAUGUGACAUUAUUAUAUUUCAUGGAAGAAACAUGCCUUGUGUAAAGACUCUCACAAAACUACACAAACAAAGAAGGCCGCAACAACUUUGGGCAUAUUUCAUUCUGGAGAAUCCAACGUACGAUGAUUAUGUAAAGCCGGUAGAAAAAUUCUUUAACAUGUCAAUAAGUUACCGUUUGGAUUCAGAUGUGUAUUAUCCAUACAGGAGACACUUCCCUCGCAAACAGCCUGUUAUUAGCACUGAAAUGAUAAAUUAUGCUAAAGGGAAAACCAAGCAAGUAGCCUGGCUUGUGAGUAGUUGUGGAAGAAUGCGGGACCAGUUGGCACAUAAACUGAUCAAUUACGGUAUAAAAGUCGAAGUACAUGGAAAGUGUGCCAAGCAAUUUAAAUACCAGUUCAACUGUGCAUCUAAACAGUGUGAUAGAGAACUUGGAGAUUUUAAAUUUUAUCUUGCUGCUGAGAACACCUUAUGUAAUGAUUACAUCACGGAGAAAUAUUGGGAAAGGGGAAUUAAUAAUAACGCAAUACCUAUAGUUUUUGGAGGUUCCAAUUACUCGAAUCCAAAUCUAGUAAUACCUGGUUCAUUUAUUGAUGCAAUGAGUUUAAAUAGUGUCAAGGAUUUAGCAGAGUACAUUAAGGAAGUUGACAAUGAUGAUGAUAAGUUUAAUUCCUACUUUGAGUGGAAGAAAUAUUGGGGUUUUGAACAUCCCAAUGGUUGUGAUCAUUUUUAUCAGCAACUGUGUGAAAGAAUGCACACAAGACGAGACAGAACACUUUCUUCUUAUAUCAAUCAUGAUGAGUGUAAAGCAAAGACAAUUUUUUUCAAAUCCUGGAUCAACAGAUAAAUCACUUUUAGUUUUUCUGUUUAUUGUUUUAAAUUUUACCAAUUAUAUUUUUAUGUUCCUAUGAUCUUUUUAAAUUUAUUUUUCGUAUUUUAAUAUUUUUAUUUAUCUAUAAAUUUUUGAAGUUCUACAUUGAUAUACGAUUACAAUUUUUUAUAGAAUUUGGACGUCGUUUAGUUUAGCACAGGGAUCUAUAUAAUAUGGUGAUUAAUAAAUUUUAUAACAUUUGGCGAGGAUUUAAAAAAUGUUUUUUUAAAAAAAAUGAGAAUAAACGUAUAUAAAUAUAUAUAAACACAAGAUUAAAACAUUUUUCUUUUCUUAAUUAAAAAAAACCUAUUUUUUAAAAAAUUUUUGCGAACGGUAAAUUGUAUUAAAUUUGGCGGAUAUUUAAUUUAGCGAAUUUCGCCGAAUUUAAUCCUCGCCAAAAUUUAUCCACUUAAGGUAGUCCCUUGAGAUAAUGUAAUGUGUAUGUGUUGUGAAGGAUGGUAAAUAAAAAUACAAUUUUUCUGACUCCAUUGUUAGCAUGUGAA